GCUGUUUAGGGUGUUGUGUAUCACCACGCAUCGUUUUAUAAUAAUAAUAAUAAUAAUAAUAAUAAUAAUAAUAAUAGCUGCUGCAAAACGUACACACUCAGUAACAGACACGCCCACGCUAACAAGACUCCGCGUUUUCAAUUGGCCGAUCCCCAGGAAGCAAGCGAGCUGACUUCAGAGGGUGUGUGUUCGUUGAAGGGGGCAAGACCAAUCUUAUUUUUGUAACGUUCUCUGCUAAUGAAAUGGACUGAAACUUUAUCUAUGCAAAAGUAACCUGUUGUGAGUCUGGAACAGAAGAACAUGCUUUACAGACAUUCUGCCACUUCCUGACUAAAGUCAAGCACCUGAAGAUAGUUCUGAAAGAGUCAGAGGUGAUCAAUCGCGGCAUCGCGAUUAAGGUUAUAAAACAUGCGACCGAUGCAAACAGCAGGCUGAGAAACCUCUGUGUCAGUUGCACAGGAGAGAACCCUUUGAGCUACUCCGGACAAGAUGUCCUGCAGACCUUUAGAAAUGUCUGCCAGAACGAAGUGAGUGGCCUGUCUCUAAAGGAGGUUGACUUCCGCCACAUGUCUUUCACUCUAGAUGAUUCUCUUAUUAUGCUGAUCGCCACCAGAAGCCCACAUUUACAGAAACUGUAUAUCAAUAACCAUACCCUGGUCAACGUAACUGCAGAAACAGUUAAGCAGGUAUUGACAGUAUGCCCAGAGUUAUCUACUCUCGGGGUGUUCUAUGCAAGUUUGUCGGAAAAAGUGCUCAGUGAACUGCUGAAGCCAGAGAGACCCCCUUUCCAAUUGCUUGAGCUCUUCUGCGAGCGGCUGGUCAGGUACAUCCCUGCUAUUUCCAGACAGUUUUGGGUGGUGCUGUGCAAAAGGCACCCUUCGCUAUCUGUUAACAUGAUACUAGAUCACACUUUCCCCGCUAAGAAGAUCACAUGGAUUUUACAGCCCGGAAUCCCCAUGAAGAGCUUGGACCUAAUCACAUACAUGUACCUGGUGAAAGAAGUCAAUUUUGUAGCAAAAAACUACCAUGCUUCAUUGGAAAGGCUGGUUCUGCAGACCACGUUCUCCGAGAAGCUGAACUCGGCGCUGAUUGAGCUAGCCAGCUGCUGCGUCUCCCUGAAGGAGAUCCACUGUUACUGCGUGGUUUCGCAGGAGGUGGUGCAAGCCUUCAUAUCCUGCUGUCCAGGGCUGCGGAGGUACACGCUAAAGACUGUCAAAGAACUGCACCCAUAGAGGUGCACUGUGAUAAAGUGAAGCCAGUGGGAGGUGAACGAUUUAGGGACAGCCUAAUUCUGCUUCAUCGCGUACUGUAUGACAGGUCCUUUACUGUAUAAUGAUGCAAAC
This is a messenger RNA of Acipenser ruthenus (sterlet), 1343 nucleotides long. RefSeq names its product F-box/LRR-repeat protein 8-like. Lineage: Eukaryota; Metazoa; Chordata; Actinopteri; Acipenseriformes; Acipenseridae. The record is from RefSeq and is a predicted model, not a curated record.